ACCUACAUAUCUUUGCGAACUCUCGCUCGUCAUAGGGCCCAAGCAUCUACAUGUCCAAAGGAGUUUCAGGUGACUCCAGCGUACAGUCAAGGUUGAUUAUCCCUGAGGAGUCUCCAACCGAGGGCAGCAGGAAGCGAGUCAAGGAAGACAGGCUGGUGUGCGCUCAAACUCGGGAGCGUAGGGCCGGCUGCCAAGUUACAUACACAAAUAUCCUGGGCUCUUUUCUUUCGGCGCAAAAAUGUGCACGUAUCUUGCCUCAGGCCCUGUUCCGUUCUCAGAACCAAAUUCUGCGUCUCUGUGGCCCAAAUUCAGAAUUAAAUUCCUGAAAGUGGACACGAUGAAGCAGAACAAGCCCCUUCCGAGAGCCAGAAGACCCGACCUUGCGGGUAUCCACCUGCGGGGUAAACCAGGGGUAGGGACGGGUCCCAAGGAUCAAAGAGACACAUUUCUUUCGGACGGCCCUUCCAUCGUAAGUCAGGAGGGGCGUGAGAGCACACGUAGGCAGAAUUUCCAGAGUGACCAUAAGCCUCCUAUGCAUCCACAGCAGUUCCUUUCCGGCUACCGCGACCGUCCGCUUCACCGCCACCGACCUAUUAUGUAGAGGAGUACGCUAGAGCGGAUUUUUCAGACGUCAUAUUAAAAAGCACCGACCGCUGAGCCUUCUGGGGAAUGGAGUCUGUACGAAGGUCGAAAGUUGACUGGGAGUGCGGACGUCAGACCCCUUUGCGCAGGCGUAUUGCUUUCCCGAUCUGAAGAGGCCCAGUCUUCCCGGGUCCAGAACCCUGUGCGCCGGAGGACUCUGCCCCUUUCUAAAAGGAGAGCAGGAGGGAAUGGCUUCUGUGUCUCCAACUGCCAGAUAUCAGGAAUCAGUGACCUUCGAGGAUGUGGCCGUGAUUUUCACAGACGAAGAGUGGAAGCAUCUGGUCCCUGUUCAGAGGGACCUCUAUAAGGAGGUGAUGCUGGAGAACUAUAAAAGCAUUGUCACAUUGGGACUUCCAGUUCCUCGACCUGAUGUGAUUUUUCAUUUGAAGAAAGGGGAUGAGCCUUGGAUAGCUGAUUUUCAUGGAAGUGAGGAGAAAGAAUGUGCAAGGAGUGUCUCUCUAGACUGGGAGACUAAAUCUGAGAUUCAAAUUGCUUCAGAAAAAGAAAAAUCAGAAAGAACAUUGAGGGAAAGGCUUGGAGGAAAAGCUGCUCUGCAUCCUAAAUUGGGAGUUCAUGCAUUGGAGGAUGAAUUAGAAACAGAGAAGGAAAGCCCUGCAGUGGAGACCUGCAAGAAAUCCCAGCAGGAGAGCUUACAGCAAGGGUCAACCCCUCCCAAGAAAGUUCUCGUUAAAGAGAGAGACCAGGAAUGUAGUGACUGUGGAAAGACUUUUUUUGACCAUUCAUCCCUUACUCGCCAUCAGAGGACUCACACUGGAGAGAAGCCUUAUGACUGUCACGAGUGUGGGAAAGCCUUCAGUCACAGAAGCAGUCUCAGUAGACAUCUGAUGUCUCACACUGGCGAUAGCCCCUACGAAUGCAGUGCAUGUGGGAAAGCCUUUUUUGACCGGUCCUCCUUAACUGUACAUCAGCGGAUUCAUACUGGAGAGAAGCCCUUUAAAUGCAGUGAGUGUGGAAAAGCUUUCUUUGACCGUUCAUCCCUUACUCGACACCAGAGAAUUCAUACUGGAGAAAGUCCUUAUGAAUGUAAUCAAUGUGGGAAAGCCUUUAGCCAGAAAAGUAUUCUAACUCGACAUCAGCUAAUCCAUACUGGUAGGAAGCCUUAUGAAUGUAGUGAGUGUGGGAAGGCAUUCUAUGGUGUCUCCUCACUGAAUAGACAUCAGAAAGCCCACACUGGAGACCCUCGUUACCAGUGCAAUGAGUGUGGGAAAGCUUUCUUUGACCGCUCUUCCCUUACACAACAUCAGAAGAUUCAUACUGGAGACAAGCCAUAUGAAUGCAGUGAAUGUGGGAAAGCCUUUAGCCAGAGGUGCCGGCUUACACGACAUCAGAGAGUUCAUACAGGAGAGAAACCCUUUGAAUGCAGUGUGUGUGGGAAAGUGUUCAGUUCUAAGUCAUCAGUUAUUCAACAUCAACGGCGUUAUGCCAAACAGGGAAUAGACUGAGCUGGGUGAAAGCUUUAGUCAAAGGACCUCCAUAGAAACUCAAGGUAGGUCUUCCCAAUCUUAAAUCCAUCAUUUGGUCAUGCUACCUAUUCUGGCUAGUGACCUUUCCCAUCUCUGCCACCCAGUUUUUGAAUAUAUAGGAUGCUGGAAAUUAGGAUUUGACUCUUAAAGAGUCAACAUUUUGCUGAAGCUUGUCAGACAAUAGGAUAAAUGUUAGGAGGUUAUCCUCAGACACACCCCUUGUCUGAGGCCCCAGGUAACACUGCACUUUAAAUAACUGGAGGCUACAAUAGGAGGAGAAAGCAAAAUUAUAUGAGAGAAGCACCUUUUUUUCCAGAAUAGUUCUUUUUAUAGCUGUUAGUCCUCUCUUGGAGCUCAUUUGGCACUGACUUUGUGUCCCAGCUGUUAGGUCUCUUACCACUCCCA
Molecule: messenger RNA, 2531 nt
Organism: Manis javanica (Malayan pangolin)
Lineage: Eukaryota; Metazoa; Chordata; Mammalia; Pholidota; Manidae
Gene: ZNF2
Product: zinc finger protein 2
Biological process (GO): regulation of immune system process; negative regulation of transcription by RNA polymerase II; regulation of cytokine production
Cellular component (GO): nucleoplasm
Molecular function (GO): DNA-binding transcription repressor activity, RNA polymerase II-specific; RNA polymerase II cis-regulatory region sequence-specific DNA binding
Source: RefSeq, a predicted model, not a curated record